Messenger RNA from Gadus macrocephalus (Pacific cod), 2133 nucleotides. It is a transcript of the gene ankdd1a, whose product is annotated as ankyrin repeat and death domain containing 1A. Gene Ontology annotation, molecular function: protein binding. The coding region runs from base 151 to 1677 and encodes 508 amino acids. Lineage: Eukaryota; Metazoa; Chordata; Actinopteri; Gadiformes; Gadidae. The record is from RefSeq and is a predicted model, not a curated record. Gene Ontology annotation, biological process: signal transduction. The transcript has 15 exons.
CUGUUUUCCUCUUGGCAGCUCACCCGGAUGUUCCCGGGCUGGAGUAGCAGCGCCUGUUUAUGCUGCUCGCACUACAGGCUACCAAAAGCCUGCAACCGAUGAUAUACUAAAGCAUGCGGAGAUUUAUUGGUUUAUAACAGCCUAGGAAGCAUGGAGGAUGACCUGGCGUCUGAGGACGAUACGCUGCUGCUGUCAGAGAAGGCCCUCCAUGACGCGGCCAAGAGGAACGAGGUGGAGAAGAUGCAGGAGCUGAUGAGGAUGGGGGUCAACGUCCGGGCAAAGAACAAGGUUGAGAGGAAGGCGCUGCACUGGGCCGCUGGAGCCGGCAACGAAGAGGCCGUCCGUCUGCUGCUGCAGAGGGACAGACACCUGGACGAGGAGGACAGUUUUGGCAUGAACGCCCUCCUGCUGGCCUCCUGGUUCGGUCACCUGAAGAUCCUUCAGCUCUUGGUGGCCUCUGGAGCCCUGCUCACCUGGGAGAACAAGAAUGGUCUGAGCAUGCUGCACUGUGCGGCCCAGAGAGGUCACACUAAAGUCCUGGAGUUCAUCAUGGAGAACCUGGAGGAUCUCAGCCUGGACAGAGUUGACAAGGCUGGGAAGACAGCGUUCCUACUGGCUGCUGAACACGGACAGCAAGAAGUGGUGGAGUACCUCAUCGGAAUGGGUUGUACACACGGCUCGAAAGACAAGGGGGGGAACACGGCUCUGCAUCUCGCAGCCAGGAACGGAUGCUGUGAGGUGCUGAGGAAGAUACUGGAGACGGGCCUGGAUGUGGAUGAGAGGAACGCAGAGGGCCUCACAGCAUUGCACAUGGCGGUGGAUGAGGAUCACAGCAGUUGUGUUGAGCUCUUGCUGCUCUUCGGCUGCAACGUCAACGCUCAAACUAUGAAGGACAUGAACGCCUUGCAUUUCGCGGCUCAGCAUGGCUUGGUCAAUGUGACCAUCUUAAUGCUGGAAGCAAAGACUCACACAGAUGUUGUUGACAGUCAAAACAGGACGCCUCUUCACAUAGCAGUGUCCAACCAUCACGCCAAUGUCGUACGGCUACUGCUAGAUUCCGGAUGUGACCUGGACAUCCCUGACAAGAGACUUCAGACCCCGUUACACAUCGCUGCAGAAGAUGGCCGCCAGGACCUGGUGGAAAUGAUGCUCAUAGCCGGAGUCAAACUCAACCUGACGGACAAGCAGGGUAAAACGUGUCUGGAGGUUGCGGCGAGGGGCGGCCACGUCAUCCUCGUCGACAUGAUCAUCAAAGCUGACCGGUUCUACAAGUGGGAAAAAGAGAGCGCGUCCAGGGGCCAGCCCCCGUGGGUGGGCCGACCGCUGACCUUCAGGCAGGAUCACCAGCUGGAGACCCAGCACCUGCGGUCCGUCCUGUGGAGCCUGGCCACCAAGCACCUCUGCCGGGGCGAGUGGAAGCUCCUGGGCCAGCACUGGGGCUUCACCAGCGACCACGAGCGUGCGAUAGAGCAACAGUGGACAGGUUCCAAGAGCUUCAAGGAGCACGGUCAUCGGAUGCUGCUGAUCUGGCUGCAUGGGGCAGUGCAGGCCGGAGACAACCCAGUGAAAGGCCUGUACGAGGGGCUGGUGGAGAUCUCACGCACAGAUCUGGCAGAAAGCAUCCGCCAAAAGGCGAACGAUGACAUCAUCCAUCCCAGAAUAUGUUGCUUAAUGUGAAGCAUCACGGCACAAAGUAAGAUCAAGGAACACGGUAUCCUCCUCUGAAGAACUCCUCCCCACCUGCUGGUCUACUGUUGUUUAAUGUUCAACCAACGCAUGCAUUUUGCAGUGCUCUUGCAUUGCAUGUAUCGGGUGUGUUCAAUACCACAGAAGGAGUGCUGUGGUGAGAUAGAACAAUGGUUUCGAUGUGACUGAAGCCACUGCACUGCACCACUGCUGCACCCCAAAUUGAGACGUCCUUCCCAGAAAUGCAAUACAAGGUCUUGAGGAAAAUCCCUCGGAUGUAAAACUGCGGUUAGGUCAAGCCUUGCUGAUGAAGACUGCUGUACCGAUUUAAUGUUAUUAUGGCACCUCUUAGCACUAAGGGGAUAAAUGCUGUCAUAUUUUAACUGUUAUUAAUGUAACUUUCUUUCUACAAUGUCACGUAAAUCCAAUAAAUGAUGUAUUAAUAUA